Messenger RNA from Phymastichus coffea, 2026 nucleotides. RefSeq lists its product as uncharacterized. Gene Ontology annotation, biological process: alcohol metabolic process. Gene Ontology annotation, molecular function: alcohol dehydrogenase (NADP+) activity. The transcript is spliced from 4 exons. Bases 146 to 1399 code for a protein of 417 amino acids. Lineage: Eukaryota; Metazoa; Arthropoda; Insecta; Hymenoptera; Eulophidae. The record is from RefSeq and is a predicted model, not a curated record.
AACAGCUGUGCCGAGCUAGUACGUCGACUGGCGCUUCGCGAUACGCAACGUACCGGUGCACCGAGAGAGCCGGACAAAGGGGGAAAACAGGCUGCGCCCUUUCGCGCGAGCGUGCUCGACGGAGCGGACGAUCGACUCCACAAGGAUGCCGGUCGAAUUGGCACCUCUCGCCACACCCGCGCACAAAGCGGCUGCGUUCAACGGCGGCGGCGAGUCAGGCAGCAGCGGCAAGAUGAACAAGCUGUGCAGGCAGUUGUCGAUCGAGUCGCCGGCGGUCGGCGGCCGGGAUUUUGUGUUCAGCUUCGACGUGCCGGUGCCCGAGGUGCCGGCGCUCGGGGCCCGCAUCCGCGUGGUGUGCGCUGGCGCGUGCUACCACCCGCGGCCGCGCUCGGCCUCGCUCAACAGCACCAACUCGGUCUCGAGCGCCAGCAGCCUCGCCACCGACGUCUCGGUCGAGGGUGACUUCCCGAGCGGCGCGAUCCACCCGCCGCAGCACCACGGCAUGCGCGACGCCGCGCUCUUCCCCGGCUACGAGGUCGCCGGCAUCCUCGAGAGCCUCGGCGCCGAGCUCACCGAGGACUGCGGCUACGCCGUCGGCGACCGCGUCAUCAUGUACCCCUACGAGGGCAUCCCCAACGGCUACGUCGAGUACCUGGUCGUGCACGACCUCAAGUACCUCAUCAAGCUGCCCGACAGCAUGCCGCUCAGCGUCGCCGCCAUGCUGCCCGCCGGCGCCCUGCUCGCCAUGAACACCGUCUUCGCCGCCCACGAGCACGUUCAGAAUUUGCUGAGAGAACGCGGCGACGGCAGCGUCUGCAAGAUCCUCAUAGUGGGCACAGGUGGGCUCGCGUUGUGGGCCCUCAGAAUCGCGGCCUAUCACUUCACGAACAUGAAGGAUCGCGUGACCAUAACCAUCGCCUCGCUCAAAGACGAUGGUCUGAUGAUGGCUCAGGAAUUCCAACGUUGGCACUAUGCUUACAGAGUGAACGUGGUCCAGUGGAGCGAGGAUCUGUACGAGCGGCAGCUAAUCGAGCGUACGAUGGACGCGUGCGGCGGACAGGUGGACGUUGUCAUUGACUUCGGCACCACGUCGCGCAGCUUGCACCGCAGCAUGCAGUGUCUGAACAAAGGUGGCGUUGUGUUCGUCAUCAAGGAGGUGGCCGACCGCCUGCUGCCCAAGUUCAGUCGGCGCGCCGAGGAGCGCCAGCAGAGCAUCAAGCCAGUCGAGCCCGGCAGUCUGGAGCAGCUUCGAGAGUUGGUACAGCUGGUUGGCUCCGGCGAGAUCGAGCCACCGCCGCACACCGUUUACCCGGCCGAAGAGGCCCUCGACGUUGUGCAGAAACUUUGCCACUCGGAGAUCCAAGGCAGAGCCAUUUUGCAGUUCUACCCGACCGAUUAGGCGGCCGAUGCGCCGUGUGCGCAGAUCGCUCGAUGCAACAGCACCGACAAAUGGAUGUUAGAAGACGACUAGGCUCGCGCGGUCGCACUCUCUAUACUCGCCAUUUCGAUGCCGGCGACUGUCCGUGUGAUGUAUGUUCAAUGAUUCGAUGACGACUCGAAGACGCCGGUUGCUGCCAGGAGGACAACAUAGCGCAGGACGACAUGCUGAAUUAUUAUAUGAAUACGAUAGUCGCUUUUAUCUGUUUUAGGAUUUGUCAGUAUUUUUUUUUUCUGUUUCUUGGAUGACGAUUGUUUGCUCUGAGAGAUAUCUAUAUAUACAUAACAUAUAUCGUUAAUUACACAACGUGUACCAUGAGAAGACUGUUCGUUUUUAGUUGGUAAGUCGCUUUAUUUUAUUUUAUUUUAUUUUAUUUUAUUUUAUUUUAUUUUAUUUUUAUUAUUCGUCGUAGUUAAGGACUUUAUCCGGUUAAGAUAUUGAUCUAUAUCGAUUGCGUAGACUUGUAAGGAAUUCAGGGAUGCAGAAAAAGAAAGAAAACAUUAAAAAAAAUUGUCAAGUCGUACCACGUUUGUAAACGUUGAUUGAGCGCCCGUAACACGGCCGACAUUGUAUUAUAAUAACAAUUGU